Brenthis ino (lesser marbled fritillary) is the source of this 249-nucleotide messenger RNA. The record is from the annotation of a GenBank genome assembly. Lineage: Eukaryota; Metazoa; Arthropoda; Insecta; Lepidoptera; Nymphalidae.
AUGUACCACUGCGGCAGUCGAGCUUUCGGUACCGGAAUGGGUGCACUACGUCGCCGCCGGACUUUUCCUGUUAUGGAUCAUAUUUGGAAGAAGGCGAAGCAGCGUCAGUUCUUCCAUGUCUACAUAAUGUAUCAAGCCAAUAAAUAUGCAACAGUAGAAAUGGUUAUCAGAAAUUCCUUACUCGUAAUGUCGUACAAUUACACCUGGACAAAUUUAUUAGUGCCUAAUGGAUAUCCACUAGGAGCUGUU